AUGCAUUAGUCGAGCUUGGAGGUUGUGAUGUUCGGUUUGGUGCUCGUGCUUGGCGUGUUGGUUUCUCUUCACACUGCUUACGGAGAUGACGUUUCAAAGGUUAUUGUUUUAACUGAAAGCAACUUUGAUGAAACGAUCUCUUCUCAUAAAUACGUCCUUGUCAAAUUCUAUGCGCCAUGGUGUGGACAUUGUCAACGUCUAGAACCUGAAUAUAACAAAGCUUCGAUGCUACUCGAUGAAGAAAAUUCAGAAAUAAAGCUAGCCAAAGUUGAUGCCACUAAAGAAACUAGCCUUGCUUCGAAAUACGAGGUUCGGGGUUACCCAACUCUGAAACUCUUCCGUGAGGGCACUCCCAUAGAAUUCGACGGUGAACGAUCUGCUGAAGGCAUUAUUAGCUGGCUUAAGAGGAAAACAGGUCCAGCUGUGCUUACUGUCCAGUCUGCUGAGGAAUACGAGGAAAUUGUUGAGAAGAAUAAGUUUCUUGUUGUUGGCAUCACUGACAACACCGAAUCCGAAGAAUGGAAGGUCUUCCACAUCGUUGCUUCUAAUUCCGACGAAGUGUAUAUUCGUCCCACUGCUCAAAGCAUUCUCGAUAAACUCAAUUACAAAGGUGGUGUAGUUGUCGUUAUUGUCAGAAAGUUCGAUGACCCAGUUGUUGUGUACGAGGGAAAAAUGACAGUCGAUGAACUGACCAAAUUCAUCAAAACCGAGAAGGUUCCACUCGUUACGGAGUUUAACGAGGAGUCAGCGGUUGUCGUCUUCAGUAGUGACAUUAAGAGACAUAUAAUUGUGUUCAUGAGGAAGAGUGAUGAUGUCUACCAACCGUAUAUGGACGUCUUGAGACAGGUUGGUGCUGAAUUUCGUGGUCGUGCUCACGUCGUACACAUUGACGUCGAUGAUGAAAAUCAUGAACGUAUUCUCAGCUUCUUUGGAAUCAAGAAAGAAGAGUGUCCUACUUACCGCGUAAUUGAAUUGGACGAUUCCGUCGUUAAAUUCAAACCUGAAGUUGUUGAGUUUACAUUCGAGUCUAUGAAGGCUUUUACUAAUGACGCCAUUGAUAAGAAAAUUAAGCCUUACCUGCAGUCGGACGAUGUUCCCGACAACUGGGAUGCUGAGCCUGUUAAGGUAUUGGUUGGUAAAAAUUUCGAUUCCGUUGCACGAGACCCAUCAAAGGCCGUCUUUGUUGAGUUUUACGCGCCCUGGUGUGGUCACUGCAAACAGUUGAAGUCUCUGUGGGACCAACUCGGUGAGACUUACAAAGAUCACCCAGAGGUCAUCAUCGCGAAAAUGGAUGCAACGACAAAUGAACUGGAGAACAUUAAGAUUGGCAGCUUCCCUACUAUUAAGCUCUUCCCGAAAAAUAGUGAUGAUGUAAUCGAUUACAAUGGAGAUCGUACAGUCGAUGCUUUCAAAAAGUUUAUUCAGGAAAAGGGCAGAAUCACAAUGCCAGCCGAGGAAAUUGUGAAGGAGGAAUUGUAA
This is a messenger RNA of Hydatigera taeniaeformis, 1479 nucleotides long. NCBI's taxonomy places the organism in Eukaryota, Metazoa, Platyhelminthes, Cestoda, Cyclophyllidea, Taeniidae. The record is from the annotation of a GenBank genome assembly.